Messenger RNA from Cydia strobilella, 5102 nucleotides. It is a transcript of the gene Sas-4, whose product is annotated as centromere protein J. The transcript is spliced from 3 exons. NCBI's taxonomy places the organism in Eukaryota, Metazoa, Arthropoda, Insecta, Lepidoptera, Tortricidae. The coding region runs from base 62 to 3715 and encodes 1217 amino acids. Gene Ontology annotation, biological process: centriole elongation; cilium assembly. Gene Ontology annotation, cellular component: centriole; centrosome. Gene Ontology annotation, molecular function: tubulin binding. The record is from RefSeq and is a predicted model, not a curated record.
AUGUCAAAAGUUUCAGUUUGUAUUUGUAACGCUUAGUUUUUAUCAACUUUUUUGACUUUUUAUGGGAUUUUUGUUAUUAGUGUUUAGCUGUUGUAUGAAAUGUGCUAUUAAAACAACGCUUGCAAUGAACCAAUCGUACUCGGACAGCGACGUGUCGCUGUCCCCCACACAAAUACUGGAGCGAUUACAUUUGCUGCGCCAGCUACAGUUGUUGCAACAAGACAAACUUCUUAAACAACGCCAAUUGUAUCAAGAGUCGCCGCGGAACUCCAGCAUUACGGAAAUCGUCAGUCAGUUUAGUGCAAGUACGAGCUUUAACACAUUCCGGAGCUUGCUUGGAAAUUCCGAGUCUUCAACUGACGCCACACCGCGGCUCCAUUCGAGUAAAUCGCAAUUCAAUCAACAGGAUUUAGUAGAAGGUGUGGCUGUCCUCAACCUAUCCCAAGAGUCGGAAUUUAUUAUUACUUCUCCAGUCUCUAGCAGAAGCAAAGCUUCCAAUGCAUCUCAAGCACGAACUGAGUCAGGUACAAGUGAAGGGGCACAGUCUAUAGCUGCUAAGAAACAAAUAUCUCUCGAUGAUAUGCCAGUGUUGACUCCUAAGAAAGACUUUGAAGCCCUAAUCAUUGAAAAACUUAAAAAUGAAUUGGAUGCACCUAAGCCCAAAAUCUUACAAAAGGAAGAUUUGCCAAGUAAAAGUAAGAAACCAUUUCUCAAGAAAGGGGAAGGUAUGUCCCGAUUUGGGCUGCAGAAAAACAAACUUGUCAUACAAAGUACAUAUGCUUUGCCUUGGAAAAAAGCUUCUGUUAAAAAAGCACCUGUGAGAGCUAAAAAUCCUAAAAUAUCUGAAAAUUCUAAACGAAAAAGUGUUGAUGUUCAAAUUGUUGUUUCUAAGCCAACACCUGAAUCUAAAAGGAAACCUGCUGUUGAUGACAAAGUGGUUAAGCCUGAAGAAGUAUGUAACAAACAACCCAAUAUUAAAUUCACACAAGAUUCAAAGCAAGGGAACAGUAAACAAUCAACUACUACAGUUGAUUCUAGCAAUUGUGAACUGCAUGGUCCAAAACCUCUUUCACCACCAAAAGAAAGAGAAAUAAAAAUACAACUACCUAAAGGAAAACAUCCGUUACUGGCAAAUAAGGGUAAAACCUGGGCGGCAGUACUGACAAAAGAACAGGAUGAUUUCCUUCGGCAACUCAAACAAAGUGACUAUUAUAAGAAUUUUACUUCUCCUGCCAAAAGCAUUCUCUCUGAUAUCAGCUGUGAUGAAACACUUAUGAAACUAAGACAGGAGAGGGAGACGGCAGAGCAAAAUAUGUUUGAAUUGCUUGAAAACAAAGUAGAUCAUGAGAGCUUUAACUUGAACAAUUCAUUUAUCAAUAGAUUUUUACAAGGUAGUAGUUUAGAAUGUUCAGGAGAAAGUACCCCUGUGAUAAUGCAGAAAUGUUUAGCAAGCAAUCCUAAACUGAUGACCUUAUGCCCUGAUGUACACCAGACUAGAAAUGUAAAUUCUCAGCAUGAUGUUUACUGUAACAGUGAAUACACAGAGUGUUGCAGUGAAGCAUGCUCUUCUGCAUGUAGCUGUUCUUGUAAUAACACUAUAGAAGAAUCCAGCAACUUCAACAACCACCAAGAUAUCUCUAAAAGCAAUAAAAAACAGGUUGUCCAGCAUAAUAAAACAAACAAAACAACAAAAGAGGCUGACAAACAACCAGAAGUUCAACAAUGUCAUAAUGACAAAGAAAUUGACAACAUGAAAGAAAACAUGGCAGAAAUGAAUGCUAAAUUAGUUGCUACUAGUGAACUGCUAAAAGAUAGGCUCCGAGAAUUAGAAGAUGAAAUUGAAACAUUCAGAAAAGAAAAUGCAAACUUAACUAAAAUGAGAGAAGAGAUUGAUAUGGAGAAGCAGAAGUUUUAUGAAGAAAAAUCUACCUUUGAGCAAAAGUUCAAUGAGGAGAAAAUUCUAUCAGAAUAUUAUUUAGCUGAGGAAAAAGAGAAAUUGACAAAGCAAAAGCAAAUCUAUGAUAGACAAGUGAGAGAAAUGAGAGGUCGUCUCAAUAAAAAAGAUAAAGAUGAAGUUGCUAACCUGAAGAAAGAAAUAAAUGACCUAAAGGAAGAAAUGAGAAUGAAAGAUGCUAAAUACACCACUGUGGCCGCAAGGCUUCGCAAUCAAUUGAAAAUUAUAGAAAAAGAGAAAAAAGAUUUGCAGGAAGAAGUAGAAAAGUUGAAAAAGGAGAAUCGCAGGAUCCAACACAGCAAUGACAUUACCAGGCGAAUGACUAAUAUCAAGUAUUUGGAAGAAAUAAACAGAAAAUUGUCCAAGGCAAAGAGUGCUCAGAGUCAAGUAGUGCCUGAUGAUGAUAUGAAGUAUAAAACAUUAGAAAUAGAGAGGCAAAGUAGGAGCAGGGUGCAGCCUGCAGCAAAGAACCCACUUAGAGCAAGAGCUAAGAGUGUGCCCAAUCUUAAUGUUACAUCUCGAUAUGCAAAGUAUUUUAGCCAGAGGGAUGUAAUGAGUCCAACGGAAAGAAAUCAAACUUUAAAUAUAGACAGAUAUACCUCUGAUGAUAUUGAUGAUGGGCGCUAUGAACAUGAAAGUGAAAGUUUAGCAGAUACAGAAUCUGUUAGCGGGAGAGAUGCAACAGACAAUGAAGAUGAAAAUAGUUUAGAGAAAAUAUACAUGGAGAGAUUUCAAGAACAUUCAAAACAUGACCCUGCAUUUGACAAAGCUAGAACAAGCUAUUCAAGUUCCAAUCACAGUUUCGAAAAAAGUAAUCGCAGCCAAAAAACAGAUGACUUUUUCAUUCAUAGAUCUAAUUCAGCUUCAAUGAGAGAUUCCAAGUCUCCAAAGCAGAUAUCACCUCGCGAUCAACCAAGCGGAUCCAAUUCUAAUAGAUCCAAGUCCCCAGUGUCUAUAUUAAGUCAUAAAUCAACUCGCAAAUCGCCAGUUACCGUAAUAAACCAUGAACCAGAUUAUUUACUCAGUUCGAGCAGAUCUAAUCACUCUCACGGCAGAUCUACGUCACCUAUAUCUACUGUAAGCAACCACACAUAUAGUUGUAGCAGCCAAAGAAUACCCACUGUCGUAAACCGAGAAUAUUUAGACAACAGAUCACUUGAACCACCUCCAAGCAAAAGUAGUAUUACAAAAACAGAACUUACCCCUACUGAAAUGAGGAAGUCAGACGGUUCCAAAGAACUCAGAUUCCCAAAUGGAAAUGUGAAGUAUUUGUCGGCAGAUGGCAAAUACAGCAAGUUUGUGUACUACAAUGGGGAUGUGAAGGAAAACUUCUACAAUGAAGGAAGGAUAAAGUAUUAUUAUGCUGAAACGAAGACUUUUCACACAACUCAUCCUGACGGGUUGGAAGUUUUGGAGUUCCCUGAUGGCCAAGUAGAGAAGCGUUACAAAGACGGCUCAUCCGAGAUCCGUCUGCCGAACGGCACCGUCCGGUACUUCGACCCCAAGAACCCCCACGUCCGCGAGGAGUGGCGCUUUCCUGACGGCGCCACGCUCACCGCCUCGGCGUCGGGCGAGCGCCGCGUCGUCUUCCCCAACGGACAGGUGGAGGUGCACACUAAGGACCAUAAGCGCCGCGAGUUCCCCGACGGCACGGUCAAGUUGGUAUACAACGACGGCACAGCAGAGACGCGCUACGCAUCGGGCAGGGUUCGCAUCAAGGACAAACACGGGAACCUCAUCAUGGACUCUGUGCCGAGCUGAUUGGGAAUUUAGGUAGGCCUAAUAAAGUGCAAGAUAGCGCGUCAUGAACAAAACAACCGGAUCGUGGACUGUGCAGCUGAUCAGGAAUUUUAGUACACGGAAUAAGGUGCAAUUUGUAUCAAGAACAAACACGGCAACCUUAUCAUGGAAUCUGUGCCGAGCUGAUUAGGACUUUCUAUAAACGAAAUAAGGUGAAAUUUGGCACCAGCGUCGAGGCUUGACCGCGGCAGUCUAAUUAUGGACUCUAUGCCGAGCCGAUUAGGGCUUUCUCUGAACGCAUCAAGGGUGAACAUGGUAUCCUCACCACACCAUUACCCGUUGACUAAGUGCUAGGCUGAUUUCCACCUUCGGUAGGUUUGUUGGUGACAUGAAGUGAUAAGUUUACAUUUACAAUAUUCGUCAAACUCAAUAGGCCAAAGUGCAAUUUGCCGGUAAUUAACUUGUCUAAAAUACAGUUCAAUUAAUUUGAAAUAGAUUAGUCUCAUUUCCUUUAUAUGUUAUUUAGGUUAUGACACUGAAUUACGGUGGAAUGAGAGCUGAUGCAAUAACGUAUUACAAUUACCAGAUAAUUUAGAAUAGAGGCGUAUGUAAUAUUGUCAAAGUAAAUUUUGUAGUCACAGUAAAUUUACUGCCAUCUUUCGACACAGGAAUAAAACUUUUAGAACGCCAUUUGACUUUGAUCCUUGUUCAUUCGCUGUCGCCGUCUACACGAGAUAUAGGCCAAAGGUAUGGCGCCAUCUUUUCGAGCCAUCGCUCAAUACCCAUACCUUUGGAUUAUACUAAAUUUACUUUGACAAUACGCCCCUAUUCUAAAUUCUCUUUGCAAUUGCUAAAGCUUGAUCAGGGGGAUACCAAAAACAAUUUUGCACGAAAAUGUUACUAGCAUUCAAUAGAUGGGUGAUUCUACAAUUUCCUGUUGUUUUUCUGUCCCGUCAGCCAGUGUAUCGGUACAACAGUAGUAUAAUUAUGUAUAAUUUGUUACAAGAAACAUGCAUAGUUGAUGACUUAAUAUGGAAAGAGCUUAUAACUACCACAAAAAUGUUUCGUUGACUUAUUUAAAUACCAUAAAACCAGGAUUUCAAUAGUGACCCAAGGCAACAAGGGCACGUAACCAUGGCAACGAGUCACAAGAAAAAGUUAAUUCACCCCUAUGCAUUAUUAUAAUGACCGAUAAUUUGAAUUUGUACAAUAUUUGAUAAUUAGAUUAAAAUUCAUUUGUGUAGAAUGCUGACGUGUUGACUAUUUGCUUGACUUAAAUCAAUCUUCAAUUAAAUAAAAAUGUUAUUCCUUGCCAGAUAUAAUGUGCCAAUGUAUAUGUUUUGCAAAUUUUAAUAUAUAUAAUCUUUUAUACCUAAGCCAAGAUGAUUAAUUAAAAAAAGCUUGUUUA